GCCAGAGAGAGGACAUCUUUAAUCUUUAACCCUUUAAGUGGCAGGACUAUGGCAUCAAAUUUUGAAUCCUCCAUUCAGAGGGGGUGUGAUUUCAUCCAUGAUUUCGCCUGUUCCGCUUGUGAAGAAGAUGGAUUGAACACGGAAGCUCAACAUUUCUGUAAUCAGUGCACGAAAUAUUACUGCGAUAAGUGUGUCCCAGUUCACAACAAGCUAUACAAGAGACACACAGUGCUCGACCGGAAGGACGUGAAGAAAUGGGCCGCAGCACCAGAGAUGGUAGACGUCCUUGAGAGAUGUAACAGGCACCCCGGGGAGACGCUCAAACUUGUCUGUGGUGACCAUGACAAGCUGUGUUGCCAUGUGUGCGUUGCCAUGGAUCAUAGACACUGUUCAUCAAUACAGCACAUUCCAGACGCUGCAAAGGGCAUCCGCAAAGAUCCCGAGUUUCGUCAACUACCUCAACGGGUGGAUGUUCUAAGAAAGCAGAUAGAAGGUAUGAAAAACGACAGAAAGAAAAAACGUGCUUCACUACGGAAAACUCGAACAGCCAUAAUAGAUGAAAUCAAAGCAAUUCGUAAAAAGAUCAAUGACAUUCUUGACAAGAUGGAGAAAACAACGGUUCAAGAUUUAGAUCGACUGGUGGCUGAUCAGGAACUGUCUAUUAAGAAAGAUAUGGACUCCUGCACACAGAUGCACGACGAAUUAAAGAGCAUUAUGGACGACAUACAGAGCAAAGACUCAUCAGGCGAACCACCCAUAUACAUUGGGUUCAGAAAAUGUGAAGAAAUAAUCAAACAAGCAAGCGAAAUACUGCAAAACAUGUCAAAUGUUGUCAAAUACGAUAUAACUUUUCGUAAACAUAAUGAAAUAGAAGAUAAUUUGUCCUCGAUGAAGAAUUUUGGAGAGUUAAAUGAAUCGAAUGUUUUUGGUGCACAACCACAUGCAUCGCUAUUCCCUAGAGAGCAUGUAUUCGCUACCGAAAGUUACAAGGAGUACAACGUACGGAUGAGUUCAGACAAAAUUUCAUGUAAUAUUCAAGGGAUAUGUGAGCUGCCUGGUGGAGAGAUUGUUAUUUCAGACUACAACAACAUGAAAGUAAAACUCCUUGACCAGGAGUACAGGGUUGUCGACCACCGUGAUGUCCCCGAGUAUCCAUGGGAUGUGCGCCACAUAGGCGGAAAUGAGGUUGCCGUUUGUGUUAACAACAAUGAUGACGAUAGACAUGAACUUCAUUUCAUUAACAUAACAAAAGGGACUCUUGUGACUACGAGAGAAUUAAGUUUCCCCCAUAACUGUUUCGGUGCAGUUCAUCUCGGGACCAACCUUUACAUUUCCUCAUACACCGCGCUGUACGUAUAUACGAUAACGGGGCGGCCAGUAAAGAAGCUAUACGAGUACAAGUCCGAUGGUGGCACGGUGAGAAGAAUUGCCAUCAGUAACGACGGGAAGACUUUCUACAUCACAAACUCCUCAAACCAUCAACUUAUCACCCUGGACAACCUCGGCAACAAGCUGGCCACAUUCACUGAUCCUGACUUGAGGAGACCUUAUGGAGUACAUGUGACAACUGCUGGACACGUGUUCGUCUGCUACCUUACUUCCAAUACAGUGAUGCAGAUUGACAAGGACGGGAAGAUGAAGUUAGCCACAUUGGCAAAGGAAAAAGACGGAGUGUACGAACCACAAGCUGUAUACUUCAGCAACCGUACUUCCUCUCUGGUUGUCGGCGGAUAUAAAGACACGCUCCUUGUCGUCCAUGUACGUUAAAUAAAACAAUAGAUCCACUGAAAAUUGACAAAAUAUAGUUAAUAUAACUGGGUUUUUUCUUUAACCUUUUUCGUGUAAGUAUUAACACGGAUGAAAACUGUUUAAUAUAAUACAAAAAUCAUAUUUGCUUAAACAUACAUAUACAUUUAUAUUUUACGUAUUACGCUUGCUUUUUGCUAAAUAGUUAUAAAAAUGAUCGUGCGCAUGUUUUUCAACCAUAUCACUGCUGAUUUUGAAAUGCUAGUCACAUAUGAUAAUUAUAUGUCUGGUAUGAGUGUGUAUGUAUACGAAUAAAUUAUUCUCUCUUUAAAGGCCGGAGCACAUAAACCCAAAUAUCCUAUCGGACAGCAAUUUAGCCUAUUUAGCAGAGGAGGCGUGGCAAAUUGGGUUAAUGAGGCCUGCUCUGGUCAGCAGUUUUGAUUGUAAACAAUUACCUGGCUUGCUGUGUUAUAUCAUUCUGAUAGAGUGGCACAGAAGAAUGUGUCCAUUGGUUUCUCAUUUGAGAUUAGAUAAAUAAAGUUUCAUAUUACCAUAAACAAUACUUCUACGAAUUGUGUUAUAAUAAACCAUUUGAUAGUAUAUAUCACCCCAGACAGUAGAUGAUACAUACUCAUACUGUUAUAGUAAACCUGUAGUAAACAGUAAUUGGUAGUGAAGUUCCGUUGGCUGUUAAAGGGUCAUGCACUUUCAAGAUCUGACAAUCAACAUUGCUUGGAAUUUGUUUGACAGUUAUAAAAAAUAUAUUUGAAAGUAAUUUUUAUAACUGUUUGAGGGACAGUUUUACUACAACUACA
This is a messenger RNA of Mya arenaria, 2561 nucleotides long. RefSeq lists its product as uncharacterized. NCBI's taxonomy places the organism in Eukaryota, Metazoa, Mollusca, Bivalvia, Myida, Myidae. The record is from RefSeq and is a predicted model, not a curated record. The coding region runs from base 49 to 1767 and encodes 572 amino acids. Gene Ontology annotation, molecular function: zinc ion binding. The transcript is spliced from 2 exons.